AUGAGUUCGUGGCUCAACACAACGGCGACGCUGCAGAAUGUAACAACUCUGCCUGCGGGAAUCACAAGUGCCAGGGCUCUAGAAAUCAUACAAGAUCACAAUCUUCACAUGCAGUGUGAUCCUCACAUGGUCAAGUUCGAGUCUAUUCCUAAGCCAUCAAAGGUUGAGACUCCCACUAUCCCAGCCAACAGAGGGCUUGUCGCAAUAGGGGAGCCCGAGUACUACUCUGUGACGGAUAAGGUGCACACGCUCCCUGCUGGGUUGUGGGAUUCUAAUGUUGAGAGCACAAAUGAGUUUGUGAAUCUGGAAAAGGGCGUUUUCGUGAGGCUGUACAGCCCGCUCAAUGUGGUGAUGGAGACGGUCUGGACAGUGAGAGAGAAUGAGAGUGGCGGGAUCGAGCUUGUCGAGGAUGUGCUGAUCAAGGCAUCCAGACUGCUGGUUGGCACGGUGAAGAAUAUGUGCAGCCAAAACUGGACGACGUUUCACGGCAAGAUUGUGAACCUGAUGAAGGAGAGCCCGGCGUCAUCAUAG
This is a messenger RNA of Trichoderma breve, 531 nucleotides long. RefSeq lists its product as uncharacterized. The transcript has 2 exons. The record is from RefSeq and is a predicted model, not a curated record. Bases 1 to 531 code for a protein of 176 amino acids. NCBI's taxonomy places the organism in Eukaryota, Fungi, Ascomycota, Sordariomycetes, Hypocreales, Hypocreaceae.